Molecule: messenger RNA, 3646 nt
Organism: Pogonomyrmex barbatus (red harvester ant)
Lineage: Eukaryota; Metazoa; Arthropoda; Insecta; Hymenoptera; Formicidae
Gene: Hil
Product: peptidase hillarin
Source: RefSeq, a predicted model, not a curated record
CGAUCUGACUCGCGAGGCCGUCUCGCUUAUAGUGCCGAGACCUCAUUCCAGGUGGCGAACAGCCGAAACCGUGUCACCAAGAUAUUCGUACGCGCCGCGCUGGAAGGUCGGAAAGUGGCCGCCGUGCGUGUAACCGCGUGAGAGUAGUACUCGAGGAGGAGUACGCGACGUAUCCGGGAGGCGAGUCCGUCGGGAUCCCGGGAUCAGCUCGCGAGUCCGUUCCGUUCGUCGAGCAGCGAUCAGUAUCAUCGGCGAUCGGCGUUGGUGAACAGGUGGGCUCGACUCGUUCCUCUCCGCCGUUUCCUCCCUCGUGUUCCUCCUCGUCCGCGUCGAGCGCGCGCGCGCGCGCGCGGAGCUCGCGGAACGGUGCGAAGCGCUCGCUCGGUGAUUUCGAUGCGCGGUACAGAAAUAAUCGGAAAUAAUCGAGGAGGACCGCGAGGAUACCAGGCGCGCGGUCGUUUACGUAGUGCUCGAGAUUCGUCGUUACCUGCGAUCUUCCAUCUAGUUGAAGAGGUAGUCGCGAUACCCAGGGCGAUACCGAGGAGGCGACGAGGAGCGAGAGAGAAAGAGACAUGCCUGGCAGUCACGGAAGUCAUCGAGACUGCUCGCGGACGACGCUGAGACGAGGAUUAUGAGGACGUCGCACGCAUCGAGAGCGAAACAUUGCGCCGUACGAGACUGCAGCGAGCGGUGAUCAGGACGAGGAGUUGGAGCACUUCGCGUGCGGGAAGAGAAUACCGGGGAUUCGGCAAGGUGGUCCCCUUCAAGGCGGCUAUCAUGUAUCGGCCGAACUUCUACGAGAGCACGUGUCUGAGAUGCGCCCAGACCGUCUACCAGGUCGACAGGGUGGGUCCCUUGAAGGACUUCACGUUUUUCCACGCGGGCUGCUUCAAGUGCGCGAUCUGCGGUACCAAGCUCACCCUGAAGACCUACUACAACAAUCAGCACACGAUCAACGAUAAGGAGGUGUACUGCAGCAGUCACGUGCCCAAGCCCGGGCCUGGGACUCUGGAUGGGUCCAGCGUGGGCAUCAGGAGCGCUCUUAACGUGCCCAGAAGUGGCUACGUUAACGAGCAAAUCAGGGCGGGAGGCGCAUCGCCGCGGGGCGUCUAUCCACCUUGUUACGAUAAUGUAGACUCGCCUAAUUAUGCCAGGCACCUGAACGGGCACGGCUCGCCGCCGGCGGCCAACUCGUCAUCCCAGCGCGAUGGCAUCCACGCCGGCGGUACCGGCGGCGGCGCCUCCUCGCCGUACAACAAUCACAUGUAUUCCGGGGACGGCAGCUAUCAGUACGGCAGAUUCGACGCGAGCGCCCUACACAUCGCCCAUGCGCUCAAGCAGACCGAGCUACAGAAGGGCUACAGCAAGGCCCGCGAGAAACCCAUCGAUUAUUAUCUGGAUCGCGAUGAGCAGACGCGUCUCGAGAUGAAGCAUCGAAAGGAAGAAGAUGAUUUAUACCGGAAAUUUGCGCAUCAUCGCGAGGAAGAGGACCGACGAAUUCGUGAGGAGUUCCGAGAUGAGUGGGAGAAGGAGCUGGAGCAAUUGUCGGCGAGAUGGGAACGGGAAAAAGGCGGAAGAGUUCGAACCCAACAAUUUCAGCAAGAGAAAGAAGACUUGGAGAAGAACAUGACUUUACGCAGGGACAAAAAGAAGGAAAGUCUCACGCGCAAGAUGCUGGAGCACGAACGGGCGGCAACCGCUGCGCUGGUGGAGAAACAGAGCUCAGAGAUGCUAGAGCUGAUCAAUGAGGCGAGAAGCGAGUACAUGCUACAAGAGAGUUUAUACCUUGACGAAGGAGACGGUUAUGCUGAGGAAGCACCGCCUCCACCUUAUCCAUCGCGCGCGCCACCCCCGCAGCCACCAGCCCUCGCCAAGUACCAUAUCUACAAUGAUCCCCUGGAGUUCGCCGACAUGGAUCAGAUAGCUAUUUCGGUAGCCCAAGAAGAUCAAAAAACGUUCACCGACUUAGUGCGACAGUUGGUGAGCAGAUGCGGUUCAGAUAUAGAAAAGGCGAGAACAAUAUUCCGAUGGAUCACCGUGAAAAAUCUGAACACUAUGCAAUUCGAUGAAAAUUUACGGGGUGACACUCCCAUGGGUCUGCUAAGGGGUAUCAAACAUGGCACGGAAAGUUACCACGUUCUAUUCAAACGAUUAUGCAGUUACGCGGGUCUGCACUGCGUGGUCAUCAAGGGUUACAGCAAGUCGGCGGGUUAUCAACCGGGCGUGUGCUUCGAGGACAACCGAUUCCGAAACAGCUGGAAUGCCGUGUACGUGGCAGGUGCAUGGCGAUUCGUCCAGUGUAAUUGGGGAGCGCGACACCUCGUUAAUGCCAAAGAGGUCCCCCGUCCCGGUCAAGCGAAAGCUAAAAACGACAGCCUCAGGUAUGAGUACGACGAUCAUUACUUCCUGACGGAUCCCCGAGAAUUCAUAUACGAAUUCUUCCCCCUGCAAGAGGAGUGGCAGUUGCUCAAACAACCGAUUUCGCUUAAGGACUUCGAGGAAUUGCCUUUCGUGCGGUCUCUAUUCUUCAGGUACGGCCUUUAUUUUCCGGAUACGAAUACAAAUGCCGUUAUGUAUACGGAUUCCACCGGUGCUGCGACCGUGAGGAUAGCAAUGCCGGCGCAUAUGCAAUCAUCCCUUAUCUUUCAUUACAAUCUUAAGUUUUAUGACAACGACGGCGAUGGCUACGACGGCGUGUCGCUCAAGCGAUUUGUCAUGCAGUCGGUUGUGGGGAAUAUAGUUGCGUUCCGAGUUCACGCACCAUGUUCCGGGGCUUUCCUCUUGGACAUAUUUGCCAAUGCGGUAACGCCGAAAGAAUACUUAACUGGCGAGCCGAUGAAGUUCAAGAGCGUUUGCAAAUUCAAAAUCGCGUGUGAAGAGCUGCAGACGGUGAUGGUACCACUGCCGGAUUGCGCCAGUGGAGAAUGGGGCCCUACAAAAGCUACCAGGCUAUUUGGACUUAUACCUAUCACUCAUCAGGAAGCUCUGGUGUUCGCCGGGCGCGAGCUGGAAAUUCAAUUUCGCAUGUCGAGGCCGUUGACGGACUUUAUGGCGACUCUGCAUAAGAACGGCAUCGAGGAGAAGCGCCUGUCCAAGUAUGUGACGCAUUCCAUCGCCGACGACGACGUGGUCACCUUUUCCAUAAGCUUCCCCGAGGAGGGCCAGUACGGCCUGGACGUCUACACCAGGGAAUCCGCCUCACCCGCCGCUCAGCAUGACGUCACCGGUGAGAAGCAUCUGCUCACGCACUGCUGCAAGUAUCUCAUCAAUUCCAGCAAGAGGAAUUGAGAGUGAACCUGAGAGCUCUCGAAUCACGAUUUCGGCUUCAUCUGAAAAUUACAAACGACGAUUCCUAGAAAAAUCAGGAUUCUAGUGCUCGUUAGGACGAGCGACGGCGCCAGUAACGAAUACAAUAUUUCUCCUACGUAAUGCUUCCGAAAAAUUGUUAAAAUCGGAAAAAAAAACAGAUUGAAAUAUUUGGCGAGCGUAACGAUUGCCGCUAUACUUGACAAUCGACUCGAGAGAGUUUCACUCGUUAUAGCGAGCUCAUCCUGUUCUUAGAAGAAAGAGCGCCUACAACAUUUUCGUCCUGGAAGGAUCGGCCAUUAAUGACAAAUUAUCGGCGCUUUAUCGAAUGAAAUACCGA